Molecule: messenger RNA, 1943 nt
Organism: Nematostella vectensis (starlet sea anemone)
Lineage: Eukaryota; Metazoa; Cnidaria; Anthozoa; Actiniaria; Edwardsiidae
Product: transmembrane protein 69
Exons: 2
Coding region: 155-820 (221 amino acids)
Source: RefSeq, a predicted model, not a curated record
AAAAGAAGAACUUGAUUUAGCAACAACAUUAUUUUGUAAUAUCUUUUAUUUUUUGUGGAUAAACAAGCCCUUGAAAGUACUUUUUCCACUUCAGUUUUGAAGCUUGAGCCCACACUAGCAAGGGCUAGCUGUCUCCAGGAUAGUCAUAUCCAAGAUGGCGGCCACAAGAGGUGUAAUGCUGUCGCUCUUUACUCGAUAUUCUUCUAAAAUGUAUCACCGAGCUAUGUUUUCAUGGAACAUGACAUCAUAUUCAAGAUAUUUUAGUAAAAUGGAGUCAGGAACAGCUCUAAAUAACCUCAAAACAAAACACCUAGCUGCGUCCCCUUCUAUCAUCAAGAGAGGAAUCACAAGUAACAAUGGGAAGACAAACACCUUUAUGACUGACCUGAAAAAAAGUCCACCUCCUGCUCUUUGGCUUGGCCUAGCCGGAGCAAUCCCAUUCACAAGUCUUGCUGGUCUAUCACUGAUCACACCAAGUUACCUGGACACUAUCAUUCAUGCCCAGUGUGCAUAUGGCGCAUGUAUACUUACAUUUCUCGGAGCAAUACACUGGGGAUAUGCCUUAGUCCAAGACAGUGAGCUAAAGCUUGAUUGGGUGACUCUAGGGUACAGUGUUACUCCAUCAUUAAUUGCGUGGUCUUCAUUGCUGAUGAAGUCAGAACAUGGGUUGAUAACUGUGUUUAUUGGGUUACUGUUUGCACUCAGUAAGGACCUUGCUACUCUUCCCUUCCCUUCAUGGUACCAUGCAAUGAGAAAGAUGCUGACAGCUCUGGCAUCAUCAUCUGUUCUUGUUACUGCUCUAGCAUUUUAUAUGCAUUAGUAAUUUAGUGAAACAUUUGCAAAAUAAGAACUAGAGGAUUCUGUUUUGUUUGAUGUUCUUUACACACAGUAUGAUAGCAUAAUACAGUAGAUCUUGUUUAUUUUGCACUUACAUAAAAUAGUUGCCAAGAACAAUGAAAACAAUUAAACAGUACUUACAUUAUCGCUUAUUCUGGGUGUAACAGCCAUAUUAUGGUAAGUUUGCUGUUACACCCAGAAUGAGCCAUAAUGUAAGUACUCAAACAAAUUGCAAUCCCUCGCAAGCAUAUGAAAUCCCUCAGGUAUCCCAGUCAACCCUGCGCGCAGGGUCUAGUUUGUAAAGGAAUGGGUACAGGAUGAGUAGUCUUAGAACCACCAAAUCCUGGGUACAUACCCAUCACCUGUGAUCAGUAAUAGUAGAGGUGUCUUAUUCAGUUAUUAUUAAGCCAACUCAUGUCAGCAAAAGUACAAGGAAAAAUUCAGGCCACCAUUUCUCUUUCAUUAAAAACCGUGAUGGAGAAAAAGACAUUUUACCCACCAUAAAGGGGGCUCUAAAAAACAAGUCCUCUCCCCUCUUAGAGGGGAGCAUUUUAUUUCUAAUUAAAUUCUGGGAAUCUCGAAAGAAAUUUCUAUUUACACUGAAGGGGGGCUCAAACCCUUCCCUCCCCCCUCAGGGUAUUUAAUUAAUGAACACUGCCUUAGUAUUCAAUAUGAUAAGAAUAUUUAUACAAUGAAACUCUUGUCCAUGAAUUAUUAGAGGGCUCUGGAAAAAAAAGGGCCUCUACCCUAUAAGAGGGGGGGAUUUUCUUAAGAGUUCUACUGACAUCCUGGGAGUUGUAAAGGGAUUUUUAUUUGCACUAAAGGGGGGUUCAAAAUAUUUCUUCCCCAUUCAUGUUUUUUUUUUUUUUGUUUGAUUUUAUUUUUGUGGGGAGGGGGGUUUGGGUGGGCUAUUCUUGUUUGUUGAGAUAAGAUACCUUUGUCUUUGGUAACUGUGUGUGCGAGAAACGUGCAUAAAAACAACAACAACUAUUCAUGAAGUGCAGAUAUCUUAGAAUGUGAGAGUAAACUUAGAAAUUACUUCUCAUGAAUAUUGAAUAUUUUAUUAUUAUGGAAAAUCGAGUAAUAAAAUCACACAAAUGAUGCCA